AUGGUACAGAAUUUUCUACCAAGUAAUAACAACGCAUUUAAUUAGGCUCCCCUGGAUUGUUCAGCGACCAGUCGUGACUUCUCGCUAUCAAUAUCGGAAGACACAGUGAGUAACUUAAGAUUUCGGAUAUAGCCUGCUAUCCUGUAAUUUUUUAAUAAAACUUUCACUUACCUAUAAUUAAUAGUAAUAUUAAUUAAUAUUAGUUAAUCCACUACCAUGCAUAUAUUUCUCAUGCGUGCAUAUAUAUGGGAUAUAUAUCCCAUGCAUACAUAUAUGCCAUACGCAACAAUGAGCAGUAUCCUGGCUGCCAUUCAGAAGUGAUUCGGCAAACAACGAUUGAAUGGUUCCACGGAAACCGAGAUCGAUACAACGGGCGAGCAAAACGGCGACGCACUGCCCAUAUGGUACAUAAUUUUCUACCAAGUAAUUACAACGCAUUUAAUUAGGCUCCCUGGAUUGUUCAGCGACCAGCCGUGACUGUAUAUCAGAAAAAGUUACCCGGUAAAUAAAAGUAUUUCUAACAACAAAUAAACUAUUUAAAUUGCCGUUAUAGAAUCUCUAAUUGUGUGAUAUAUAUCACACAUUAGAGUUUGCUGUUAUAACAGCAAAUUAAAUAUUUAAAUUACGGUUAGAAACUCUAAUGUGUGAAAAUCUUAUUGUGUGAUAUAUCACACAAUUAGAGAUUCUAACGGCAAUUUAAAUAUUUUAUUUGCUGUUAGAAAUACUUUUAUUUACCGGGUAACUUUUUUCUGAUAUACUUUCUUAUACAUUAAUACUGAUAUAAAUUUAUAUCGAUAGUUUAAAAUACCGAUAUAAAUUUAUAUCAGUAUUAAUCAUGUAAUUCUGACAUAGAAGGCGAGAAUUCUCAUAUUUUAUGUCAGAAUUACAUGAUAAAUUAUUUUAAAGGGGACUGAAACAAUUGUUAUUAAAUUAAAUUAAUAACCAUAACCAACUGCCUUAUUAUUCCUUUAGUCCCCUUUUAAUGUAUUUAUCAUGUAUUUUCGACAUGAUAAAUAUUCCAAUAAUUUUUUCAUUCCUUAAGUUAAAGUUCUGAGUGCAAAUUAAGUUAUACGCCGCGCAUGUCAUUUACUAAAACAAAAUAUUACGAAAAGUGAUAAUGAAAUGAAUUAUUAAUAUAUUUUUGUAGCUGGGUUUCUUUUCUUACAUGAACCUGCCGUGGAUGAGGAUUUCCGUCAACAGUACACUGGUGAUUAGUUGACAGAACAAUGCGGAUCUGUAUCUCAUAUGCCCCAUGUACAUCCUCCUCAACCCCCUUUUUAUUUUAUAUGUUCAAUAAACUUCCACAUGCACAUUCUUACUGUUCAUUGCUUUUGUUUGUGUAUACCUCGGGACACGUUUGAUUUGUCGGCGUAAACACUAUAGUAAAUCAGGGUGGGCAACAUUUAGUACACGCAAAUGGUAUGGGUGACCCGCGUUGCAAUGUGGAAUAGUAUAACCUACUGUGCGGAGAAUUAGGUAAUGGAAAACACCGGCAACGUAAAAGUGUAGUUUAUAUCACGGAGGGGGUGUCGUCCCCCUUGGCAUUUUUUUUCGAGGACGGAGCUAGACGGGUCUCUCCCGUCCACAGCCCCGUCAAAGCCCCGCCCAAACGGCGCUCUGGCCCCGGGGCAUGACGGGGCCAGACGGGGAUGGUGCUAUCAAGGUCGCAUGAGAUCUCGAAUUCAUCUCUGCAGAGGAGUGAAAGGAGAGAAACCCUUUUCAUACAUCAGCAUAAGUGCAGAAGUUAAUAUGGUGGAAAGGCUUCCAGCUACACCUGCUAUGCGGCGGGCGAUGUAGAGACGAUAGACUAAACAGUUAGACUAGUAACCACAAGCCAAAGAAGCUAUUUAUCCCAGAGGUGACCAAACAUGUCGUCCGAAGGAAUUUAAAGUGGUAAUAUUCUAACUCAUCUUGUAACUUGUAGUUAAGGGUCGAUUUGCUACCUAGCAAAAAACUCGAGAACCGAUUUUCAUCGGUCCUUGCUCUCGGGAACACAAAUCAGUGGAAUUUACUCUUGCAUUCGAAUGAACCUACACUGGGGUCCUUAAACGCAACACUGACAAGAUUCGCACUGGGUAGCUCACUGUAUAUUAAUUAUCGGCCAUGUGCUUUUUCCCUUUGGCUGGCCGAAUCUCGGCUCGAACAUUGACGGCUAAUGAACAUAUUCUAUGAUUCCUUGUGUACGGUGGGAAUUAACCUACUAGGCUUCCGAUCGUCCACCAAUUGUACAGUAUCUGUAAAUGGAAAAAUUAUUGAAGAUGUUAAAUUAUGGGGGCCUAGUUAGUAGUUGACCUCGCCCACUUAAAAUAUGGUCGGAAAAUUCGCACAUAUAUCCAAUGCCGGGGGCUAUGGUUUACUGAUGCUGGCACUCCGCUUCCAAACUUCCCAAUUAUGAGACUUUUAUGCAGGACAUAAUGAACAUAAAGGCCAUGGGUUAAUCUAUCAUGAACACCGUCUUUUUACGUGUUAAUUAUUAGUCCGACUGAUGGUAUAAAGAUGGAGAUUUGACAUGUUUAAAAUAGGACCAAGUUUGAAGUGUUAUGUAAUUUGUUCCGUUUUCAAGAAUAGGCAUCUAUUUAAUAUUCCAAUAGAGCCUGAUUUAGCAGUUUAGUGGUGCAGGUAUUUAAGAGUUGAUCGAGUCAUGACUCUAUUGACUAGUUAGAUAGCAAUAGUAAUGAUCUCUCCUAGCCUACUCAACAUUUAGUUUCUGACCAUCAGAAGUAAGGAAUCAGAAAUACACUGUGAGACUGAACAGUAGAGCGAGAGAUAUUACCGAGUUCCACAACAGCGAGGACAUCCGUAAACGGAAGCGCUGCAAGCGAGACAAGGAGUAGGUCAUGUUCGAGCGAUUAAGCGACAGACUGGCAAAUACGUACCAAGCGCAUCCACCAAAUCACAAGUCGUUUUUUCUUCAUUAUAUAGCCAUUGAAUUACGGAUGGAGUGUUGGUGAGAAUUGGAAACUCCACAUUCAGUUCACUGCUCCCCCAACUAAGUCAACUCCUUCACCACGACUUGGAAAUGAUUCUUGGAAUAUAUCGGCAAUUAAAAUCUUUUACCAAACAGUAAUACUAGGUCAAAUAAUAAUCUGACAAUCAUAUCAUAUUUUCCGCUUGAUAGGUUUUGCGAGGAACCCUCACUAAAAAAACGGGUUUAGGCGCGUGGUCCGAGGAUAAAUUCGUGGGUAAACUCGAGUGCUAUAAAUAUAUUUUUUUGAAAACAGGCAUAACAAAAAUAUUAAUUCAACAGAAAUCAGUUCCUUGGGAAAAAUAAGAUUGGCGUAGCUUUCUCACCUGUAGCGAUGCAACCAUUCUUCGUGAUGUCAUGUCCAAUGUUUCCAAAGACAUCCUAGAGUUUGUGCCGCGUAGAUAUAGUAAGUCUAAUUCUGUGGAUUCCCUUGUUCCUUAUUGUCUUCGUAACAGACUAAAACGUUGCGACGGUAGGUGCGUGACCUAUCCACUAGUUCUUUAUCUAUUCACCUUAGAAUUACACAAAUUUUCGAAAUGGCUUAAAGGAUGCGCCAAGCGCGCGACAGGCGAAGAGAAUCACUUGCUCUCAAUGACCCGAACCCUGGCAAAUCCGUCCUUAAUAUCUUUCAGCAUCAGCCCUCCUCUAAGAAAAUCUUCCUCAUUGAUGACACUGACAAGGCGGAGUUGCUUAGUACCUUCUUUGCAAAACACCUUGUUACUGAGUAA
Molecule: messenger RNA, 3693 nt
Organism: Spirometra erinaceieuropaei
Lineage: Eukaryota; Metazoa; Platyhelminthes; Cestoda; Diphyllobothriidea; Diphyllobothriidae
Source: the annotation of a GenBank genome assembly